This is a messenger RNA of Thunnus maccoyii (southern bluefin tuna), 5945 nucleotides long. It is a transcript of the gene rgs3a, whose product is annotated as regulator of G protein signaling 3a. Gene Ontology annotation, cellular component: nucleus; plasma membrane. The record is from RefSeq and is a predicted model, not a curated record. Gene Ontology annotation, biological process: signal transduction. NCBI's taxonomy places the organism in Eukaryota, Metazoa, Chordata, Actinopteri, Scombriformes, Scombridae. The coding region runs from base 559 to 3774 and encodes 1071 amino acids. Gene Ontology annotation, molecular function: protein binding. The transcript has 16 exons.
CAGCUGAUCUCAGGCGCUACUGCAACUGCUGCUGUUCAGGCCACAGAGCAAGAAGCUGGACAGCGUCUUAACGGAUAGAACAAAAUGCCAGAAGAGAGCAGAGAGAGGAAGAGAUAAAGGAAAGAAGAAGGAAUUGAACUGAACUUUUAAAAAGAACACUGCCGUGGAUGAAAUCACAGGUACAGACUCGUAAAAACUUGCACACGGGAAAGUGCAUUGAUGACUGGAAUCAUUACUAGCAAUCCUUGAAUGGACAAAAGUGCAGCUGGAGGUCAGCGGCAGUGUGAUGCCAAUUUUACAGAAAGGACUGUUACCAAGAAAAUUUAAUCUAGACUCAUUUGGGGAAAAUUGACGCAGAGUGAAGACCAGUUUGGCUGAAAAAUAGCCUCCUGGGACCAUUCUUGUUGUACUCGACAGAUCCCUGUCUUGUUUGCCAGCAAGGUGAGAUAAAAUACUGUUGUCUACAGCUACAUCAACUGGACUGUCACCUGGAAAUCUGACAUUUUGGACACCGCAAGACUAAAGCCACCCUCUCUUCGGAGAGCUGUCACUGUUGAGAUGAUUCAUAACACCCUAAAAUCCACUCAGCCAUCAGAACACAGCCCCAGGAGCACACACUCGGCAGCACAAAGGAGGCUGUGGAGAUACUCGGGCUGCAGAGGGGCCGGCCAGGUAGAAAAUCAGCGUCGCAGUGUGUGCGUGCUGGCUGCGGACUUGAACACUGGAGACGGAGGAGAGAGAGGAGGAGGAGGAGGAAGAGAAGGUGGUGGUGGUGUGAUGCACACUAUCCACGGGCUGUGUCACCUCUGCAUCGGAUGUAGGCUGCCUCAGGUGACCAUCCUUCGAGGAAAGGAUGGAUAUGGCUUCACCAUCUGCUCGGAUUCCCCUGUGAGGGUGCAGGCAGUUGACCCAGGGGGUCCAGCAGAUCAGGCAGGUCUGCAGCAGUUGGAUACUCUUCUGCAGCUAAAUGGUCAGCCAGUGGAGCAGUGGAAAUGUGUGGACUUAGCCCAUGCUAUCAGAAACAGCGCCAAUGAAAUCACAGUGGUGGUGUGGCGCACCGGCCCCUCAGCUAAGCCUAAUUUUGAGGGCCUCAUUCACCGGCCCUCCUACAAGCCCUCCACCUCAAACUAUGAUGCCCCCUCGCCCCCCACCCGCAGGCGUGUUCCAGAUGUCGGCACAAGCAAAACCCCCCCAGCUGUGCCACCUCUCCCAGCCCACCACCGUGCCGCUGCCAGCCGCAGGCUGCUGGUCAAUGGCUCUGAAGCUGGAAAUAGCAGCGGUGUAGGUGUAGGGACCCUUGGGUGGGGGGCCCAGGGGGGAUCAGCCGAGGAGCUGGACGGGAAACCGCGACACCUUCACCACCCACACACUGCUACACUGAAGGGCACCAGGGUGAAGGCAUCUAAUGGGGACAACUACAUCAUCCUGGCCCCCAUCAAUCCUGGAAGCCAGAUCUUGAGGCCUGUUUACCAAGACAACCAGGGAACAUUAGCUGCCAGGUUAUAUCCCGCACGGCAGGCCUCCGGUCCACAGAGCCAGGGUGGUGGUGGGGGUGCUUUUUCUGGAGGUAUGAGUAGUAGUAGUGGUGGAGGUGGUGUGGGUCUCUCCAGUCGUACUGGCUUCCUACGUCGGUCCAACAACUCCAAGACAACAAAGACAGCGUCCACCUCCACUAAUGCCCCCAACUACCAACAGCAGAAUGCCAACUUUGCCAAUUACCAGAACUGUACCAUCGUCCGCUCACACACUCCACAUGCCAACUACGGAUAUGUUAAAGUGGCACCCAAGAUCCUUAUCUUCCCCAUCUUUGUUCAGCCUCUUGACCUGUGCAGCAGAGCUCUCAUCAUAUCCGAGGAGAUGAUACUGCAUGAGAGCAAGCACCACUCUCUAAAGGUUACAGUAUUCGUCUACAGCGACCUGAUGCUGGUGACUCGAGAAGAUGAGCCAGGCAGGUGUAACGUCCUUCAGAGUCCUCUGUACCUCCGACACCUGCGGCUCCAGGACGAUUAUGCUGAAGAACUGCGAUUCUACCUUAUUCACAUGACAGAGACGUGUGACUGCCUGCUCAGCCUGGAAGCUUAUUCAGCUGACCAGAAGCGCCGCGUGUGUCAGUGCCUGAAGGACAACAUUGACAAGCAGCUCCAGCUUCACAGGAGGGAGCCCCCCGUUCAGCAUUUUGAACAGAUGUUGGAGCCUAAGGUGGAUGCCCCCUCUUGUGAGCUGGGCGGAGUAGCGGGAGAUCGAGGAGGUGUGUGCCUCCACCUGCCCCCACGUGGUUCAGAGGGUGAGGAAAGUAGCCUGUAUCCCUCCAGCCCCUCAGAGCCCCCAACCCUGGGCAGUCCUCACCCCUCAGAGCCACUCACCCCUUUGGAUGAGGUUUACAUGCCCCUCGGAGGUCUGGUGGGAUCUGAGGAGCGGCAUAAGGUGCCCCCCACACCGCCUCCUUCCACCGAGGGUGAGGAUUGCAAGAGUAUGGAGGGAAACGAGAUGGAGAUCUGGAGAGAGGGAAAGGAUGUGGAGAAAAGGAGAGAGGAAGAUGAGGAGGAGGAUCGGGCCAGCAGAAAGAGUGCUGGAAGUGAGGGGGAAGAGAAAGAAUAUGAAGGAGAGUACGAAGGAGACAGGAAUGAAGAGGAGGUCAACCUAAACCUGGUGGUGUCAAACACAGAUGAUGACAACGCCUCGGAGCCGCCUGACACCAACGCUCCCCCCUCCUCCUCCUCAUCCUCAUUUGUCAUCCCUGAGCUGCGCCUUGAUCGCUCCUUUAGUGCCGACGCCCUCUCCUCACCCAACACUGACGAAGAAGAGUACGAUGAGGAUGACGACGAGGAGUCCGAAGACGAGGACGAUGAAGACGACAGCGAUGAUGCCUACCUGCAGCGUACUGACAGCAAGCGCCGGAGCAUGGUGGAGGGUGCCACCUGUGAGAAACACGGUGGAGGAGGGCUCAGCGUGCAGAAUUCUCUCCGCAGACGCACCCACAGUGAAGGGAGCCUCCUGCAGGACCCCCGCACAACGUGUUUCACCUCCGACAAUGCCAUCAACUGCUUGGAGGUGGGGGGAGCGCACCACAAGGGUGGCUGGACACUCCCAUCACCCAAAACCCUGAAGAAAGAACUGACCAAGAAUGGAGGCUCCAUGCAUCAGCUGUGUAUGCUGUUCUCUGGAAGGAAGCUGAGCUCCGGAUCCCCCUGUAGCUGUGAGGUUGGCCCCGAAGGGACAAAGAAGAAGAAAUCCAAGAACCUGGCCAAAGACAUGAAGAAUCGACUGGCUUUCCUGCGGAGGAGGAAUGAAUCCCCAGGAAGCAACCCAGCCAGCAAGUUAGACAAAUCUAUGAAGUCAGUCAAGCCCACCCCGGAGGAGGCAUUAAAAUGGGGGGAUUCGCUUGACAAGCUGCUGGCACACAAAUAUGGUCUGGCAGCGUUCAGAGCUUUCCUGCGCACAGAGUUCAGCGAGGAGAAUCUGGAAUUCUGGCUAGCAUGUGAGGAAUACAAGAAGAUUAAGUCGCAGUCCAAGAUGGCUUCAAAAGCCAAGAAAAUCUUUGCGGAAUACAUCGCUAUCCAGUCUUGUAAAGAGGUAAACCUGGAUUCAUACACCAGAGAUCACACUAAGGACAACCUGCAGAAUGUGACACGCUCCUGCUUCGACCUAGCGCAGAGGCGGAUAUACGGGCUGAUGGAGAAGGACUCAUACCCCCGCUUCCUUCGCUCAGAACUCUACUUGGACUUAGUCAACCAAAAAAAGCAGAGCUCCACUUCGACUUCAUCUUCGUCAUAAAUAAGAGACCAGAAAAAGGAGGAAUCACAGAGAAAGAGAUGAUGACGAUAGAAAAAAAAAGGGGCAGACUUGAAAAAAAAAGUAGAGUGGGUGGGUUUGGAUGUGAGGUUCUAUGUUUGCCUUUUUAAUUUUUUUUUUGUGUGUCUGUCAUAUUGUCCACUAUGUUUUUUUCUUUUUUGUUGUUGUUAUUAUUAUGGUGUGAGAGGACGCGGCAAAGCUAUAGGCACUGCAAAGGAAUGUAGUUUACACCGUUACAAGGUGGAUGGAUGAAUGGAUGAACUGAUGAAUGGAUGGAUGGAUGUUACUAAAAAUACAGAAGCCCCAUGAGCGAGGGCUGGAGCAGGAGCUGGACGCUUGUCUGAUCACUGUUGCUUUUUUUUUUUUUUUUUUUUUUUUUUUUAAGUGUCAGUCUUUUGUCAGAAAAAAAAUGACAAACAGUUUGUGUUUUUAAGUUUUUGUCCAGUUGUACUGGAGAAAAGGAGGGGUUGCUCAGAAAACCCUGCAGACACGAAGACAGUCCGGUACUGUUUUGUCACUUGUUUCUUUGAUUUUUCUUAUAAAACUCCCCACUUUUAAUCCCCCUCCUUUCCUCCAACCACGUCCUCUGUGAAGCCACUUCAGUCUGGCUAUGCAAGACUACUUCAAAGCUGUUGGUACGACACAAAGUCCUUUUUCUUCGUGUUUUUUCUUUUCAUCAGGCUCCAAACUCUGUGGGAGGGAGGAAAAAAAAAAAACAAAAAACCAAGAUGAUGUCUGAAUGAAAACUAGCGUCGUGGCUCUGUUUCACAUGCAUUACUUCUGCAGAAUGAGAACACGCACCUCUGUUAAACCCUGCAUCCACUCGAAGCUUCUAUAAACGGCUUUCACCUUAUUCAGUUCAUCCCAAGACUGUGGAGAGAUACUGUGAGCAUUCAACGGGGACAAAGACGGAGACAGAGAUUGGCGAAGAACACAAAUGUAUAAAUAACGGAUGGACUGGAGCUGUGAUGAAUCACAGAUAUAUGUGUCACUCUCACAUUAAAAGACAUUCAAAAGUCACAUUCAAAGCCAGAGAUGGAAAAAAAAAACAAAAAAAAAAACAAACGAGGACUUGCUUCCUGUCUCCAGAGACUGUUUACAACAAGGAACGGAAACUCAAGAAGAAAAAGUAAAAAUGUUCGUGCAGCCAAACGACAUUUCCUUUUAACAUUGUAGCUCAUUCUGGACUAAUCGAGGAAGCGUUCUCAGGACAUUGCUAUGACAGGUUCCAAGCUUGGUUUAUCUCCUCAACUGUUUCCAUUUUUCUACACUUUCACUGUUUUUAUAUGCUUUAGGGUUCCAACCUGCACUCCCUUAGUUCUCCUGAGCAAUACGCGAGAGGUUGCUCGUCUCAUAGUCAGAGGGAAAAAAAUGGCUUCAUGUUGUAUAAAGGUUUGCCUAUUUAUUUAGAUUAACUCGCUGGAUGCUUCUACACACACCCUCACCUCCUCCAAAGCACUCAGCUAAAAGCUCUCACUUUCCCUCUUAACCACCAAACAGGUCCAAUGCUGUCCUGAAUUUAAGUGCAAUAUUUUUUUAUUUUUUAUGUUAUUUUAUUAUUAUUUUUGGUUUGUUCAUUUAUUUGAAUAAUUUAGAAUUUUUAUGGGGAAGACGAAUGGCUUGAGCUCUGUAUUAACUUUAUUUGUUAAGAGAGAAAACAAAAAAACUUAGAGCUAUAAGGUUGACUUACAACGUAAACUUUCAAGAACCAUAAGUAGUUUAAUGAAUUUUAAGCAAGUGAUUCUAACUGUGUGUUAACCCCCGGCAGCAGGCAGCUGGGGGAGUUAUGGUUGUAAAUAUAAUUCUUUAAGAAAACUAUGUGAUAACACAUUAAAAACAAACAAAAAUAAAAAACCAAUAGGUCUGUGCUGGUGAUGAAUGUGGGAGCCAGCUGUAUCUAUGUAAAUAUGAGAGACUCAAACUAUAAGAUGACAUGUAUUGUUAAAAAAAAAAAAACAAAUAGGUGAGCAAGAGCAGGUACAAUCUGCUCUUUUCCCUGGUCAUACACUGCUUGUAAGGAGUUUUAUGAAAUGCAUUUUAUCAUUUUCACUGUUUACAAUUCAAAAUGCAUCUCCUAUGAUAGCAAGUGAAAACAGUAGAGUACAUUUGGUGUCAUUGCUAAUGAUAAAUAAACCAACCAACUGAUGAAGCAA